AUGAAGUUGGAUCCUGCAGUCGCUCAGCUUCUCAAUCUCGACCCUGACACAACAACAGUGUCUCCAGCUGGAGGAGGGGGGUGCAGCUCCGCAUCGACCUCAAAGAUUACUUCUCGGCUUCACGACGGGAGCGAGAAGUUAUUCUUCAUGAAAACUGGGCGAGGGGAGGACGCAGAGGUCAUGUUUAGGGGAGAACACGAAUCACUCAACGCGCUGCAUUCCGCCGUCCCCUCCCUAUGCCCAGCGUCGUUCGGCCACGGCAGGUUUGAAGACCAGCCCUCCACCUCUUUCCUCGUGGCUGAAUUCCUCAAUCUGGGAGGACGCUCGGCUUCCAAAUCUGGACCGUCCCUCGCCGCCAAACUCGCGAAACUUCAUACGACGCCCGCACGUAUACCAGAAGGCUACGACAAGCCGAUGUUCGGGUUCCCAGUAACGACAUGCUGCGGCGAUACACCGCAAGACAACAGCUAUAAAGAGUCAUGGGCGGACUUCUACGCGGAAAAUCGGCUACGGUUCAUUUUGCGGAGAGCGGAGAAGUCGAAUGGUUCAGACAAGGAGCUGCACACUCUCGUUGAAGCGACUGCAUCAAAGGUAGUCCCGAGGCUGAUUGGGGACUCGCACCUCAACAACGGCAAAGGCGUUACUCCUGUGGUAGUCCAUGGCGAUCUCUGGAGCGGGAAUGCUAGUGUAGGAACCAUUGGGUCGAAGAGCGGAGAGCCGGAAGAUGUUGUCUUUGACCCAAGUGCUUGCUACGCGCACAACGAGUAUGAGCUGGGUAUAAUGAAGAUGUUUGGCGGUUUUGGUGGCAGCUUUCUGAAAGAAUAUCAUGAACUGUGUCCCAAGACGGAGCCAGUGGAGGAGUACGAGGACAGGGUGAAGUUGUACGAGUUGUACCAUCACCUCAACCAUUACGCCUUGUUUGGCGGCGGAUACAGGUCCGGAGCGGUCAGUAUAAUGAAGAGCUUGGUCAAGAAGUAUGGUAAUGGAUGA
Molecule: messenger RNA, 990 nt
Organism: Westerdykella ornata
Lineage: Eukaryota; Fungi; Ascomycota; Dothideomycetes; Pleosporales; Sporormiaceae
Product: Ketosamine-3-kinase
Exons: 3
Coding region: 1-990 (329 amino acids)
Source: RefSeq, a predicted model, not a curated record